AAUUAUCUCGUGUGUUUGGUGAUUAUAAAAUUCCAUACAAAUCUAAAUUUUUUUUUUAUUUUUGUGUAUAAAAACAUACGGUCUACAAUGAGGACUUUACCAUUUGUUUUUCUUUUGCUCAUGGGAAUGACAUGGAGAUGUGUGUUGUCCACUUGUGUACUAGAAACUGAUUUCGGACUCACUUUAAAUUGCGGUUUGAAAAAAUCUGGAAUGUUCAGAGUCCGAAACCUAGGAGGUCUUAAAGGAUACGUUGGUCUAGGUAUACAAUUAGCCGAUGAACUUGGUUUUAAAGAGUCAUUAUCUACUUUGGAGCAAAACAAACGACGUUCCGUGAACGGUUUCCCAGCACCAGGAUCGUUUGAACCUUUGGAAGUGCUAUCCGAAAACAGUCAAAUGGCGACUAAUCUAGUAACGUCAAAUGCCGAUAGAACUCUAUACGCCAAAAUGAAUGGUAAAACCAAACAAGUUCCUCCGUUUAGACCUUUGAUAGCUGUUGCAAACAACAUAGUGCGUAACGUACGACUUGCACAACAGCAACCUUUGCUCAAGCCACUUCCGGUGCCUGCAUUUGCUGCUCUACCAGAAUCGAUAGCAAAAGUAACGGUGGCCCCAACAGUGAUCACACCAUCAAAUUAUGGUGUUCCAAAUAAUAUGGUAUCAAACAGGAUAUCCAAUAAUUUCCUACCGAAUAAUUUCGCGAAAAAUGUGGUACCAAAUAAUUUAGGGCAAAGUUUAUUACUGAAUAGUAUGGUGGUACCGAGUACAAUUCCACAGAUGCGAAUACAAACACCACAACAACAACAGUUUUCCAUGCAAAACGAAGCUAACAGAAGAUUUGCGGCGUUCACACGAAAUCCACAAAAUUCAAUUGAUACUCGGCCGGUGUACGCGGUGGCCGCGAGUGUAGAACCCAACCACGAGAAGCUACCAAGUUACGGUAAAAAAGCCGAAAAACAGCCUCUGUCUAAUGAAGUAGACCCUGUGGCCAUGACAUCAUUAUUCAAUGUUGCUGCUGCCAAUAACGUUAGCGUCGAACAACUGGCAAUAGCAUUGCGACAUCAACAACAACGUGUUCCCUAUUCACCAGUAUUGCCAGCCAGCACUACGACGGUGAGUGCAGCGACUUCUACUACGCCUUUGCCGCCGAUCACCAUUAUUACCACCGAAGCACCUCCUGUCACUAAAAAAAUUCUUAUGAAACCGUUCAAAUCCAAAUACGGAAGUGGCCAGAAGGUGAUGAACGCCCCAAAGGAAUACUAUCCCGUUGGCUACGAUAAAAACUUCGACGACAACUUCACGUCCAAAGUAGACUUACCCGAUACCAGUUUUAGCUGUGGUAAUCAAAAACAUUUCCCGGGUCUUUACAGUGAUGAAGAUCUUGGUUGCAUGGUGUUCCACGUUUGUGCAUUUACUGACGAAGGAUUAACUCAAAAGAGUUUCUUGUGUCCUGAAUCAACACUGUUCGAUCAAACUAUUCUGAAAUGUAAUUGGUGGUUCUACGUAGACUGCAAAUCUUCAAAGAAGCUUUACGACAGCAACAUUCCAAUAUCAAAAAGUUAUCAACUUAUGAAAGCUUUGACAUUCUUCUCGACGUAUAAUAGCGGGCCAAUGGAAUCAAACAACGAUGACAAGUCGUCUAAUCAAACUAUAAGUGAAAAUCCUUCAUCUCCCACUUUAAUGUCUAAUCCUGCGUCACCAAUUAAUAUCACAGAAGUUUUACAACCCGUGACUGCUAAAUAAUUAUAGGUCUUUCGUUUAUCCUUAAUAAUUUUUUUAAUGAUUCGCGUAUUAACGAUAAGUGUAUCGUUAUAACGUUCCAAAUACAAUAUAUUUUAACUUUAAAAGCGAAAAUUCCUCGAUAUAGUGCAGUCAGGUCUAUUGAAGUACUUUUUACGAUUACGAAUACUUUGUCAAUACCACACAAAACUUAAAUAACGUUCUAGCCAUUUAAUCUUUUUGUAUCUGUAUAACUGAAGUUAAAAAUACCACAAACCGUUUGAAUUUUAAUAUAAUAUACUAAACGACUUCGCGAUACGUAUAUACUUUAUAGGUGUAUACUACAGAUACAAAAGUUAAAUUAAAAAAUAAAAUAAUUAAAUCCCCUCGUUUGACCAUAUUAUGCAAAUGGUGUCAAGAAAAUUUCAUAGCCAUUUGUUUUUACGAGACGAAGUCGUUUACAUAAGUAUAUUUAUACUUUAAUAUUAUUUUAGUGCAUAUUAGAAAAGGUGAUAUAUUAUAGUUAGUGAGUGCGACUGUUAUUUUUGUACAUUGUGAUAAUUUCAGUAUAGAAAAUCAUUGUACAUAAUUUGUUAUAAUAUUUUUUGAACAAAAAAAUAUUUAAAUAAUGCUCAUUUUAGUAGGAACUUUUGACGUUCUAUAUAAGUAUACACGGGUAGUUUUUUGUUUCAAAAAAAAAAAAAAUGGCGUCAUUUGUAUUAUAAUCUACUUAAAUUAUUUUUAAUUAUUUAUUAUUAUAUCAUUAGCAGAGCUUUUAAAAUGUUUGUUUUUAAUCAUUUU
Daktulosphaira vitifoliae (grape phylloxera) is the source of this 2517-nucleotide messenger RNA. RefSeq lists its product as uncharacterized. The record is from RefSeq and is a predicted model, not a curated record. Lineage: Eukaryota; Metazoa; Arthropoda; Insecta; Hemiptera; Phylloxeridae. Gene Ontology annotation, molecular function: chitin binding. Gene Ontology annotation, cellular component: extracellular region. The transcript has 6 exons. Bases 88 to 1740 code for a protein of 550 amino acids.